Molecule: messenger RNA, 3656 nt
Organism: Paramisgurnus dabryanus
Lineage: Eukaryota; Metazoa; Chordata; Actinopteri; Cypriniformes; Cobitidae
Gene: cables1
Product: Cdk5 and Abl enzyme substrate 1
Biological process (GO): nervous system development; regulation of cell cycle
Cellular component (GO): cytosol
Source: RefSeq, a predicted model, not a curated record
UGUCCUGUCCAAGUUGCCCAAAAGGGCGGAACAAGAAUACAGAAAAAACACACUUGAGGCUGUGUAUCAAAAUCUAAAGAGCCACCUACGUAGACAGCGUACUUAAACAGUACCACUGUAAAACGGUAUACACGCAGUUGUUGUCUGUCAUUUGCAGUAUAAUAACUUAUUUCUAAGUUCAUAUUCCCCUUAAUAAACAAUUUGCUGUCAAACAAAACUGAGGUCCAAAAAUGCUGUGUAAGUAGGCGACUCAAACUGUUUUGGGACACCGCCUCGUUUUCAUGAAUCCCUAUUGGUCAGACUAACGCUUCCACUGCCACAAUACUGCACACACGUGACCCUGCUUUUCUGUACACACACAUUAAAACACACAGCAGGCAGUUAAAAGACAACGCCAUGACGUUUUGACCAACAAUUUUACCCCAGAUUCACACUAAACACCAUGAACCCUUUCCGUUGACCAGCACGCACUGUUUACACGUAAUGGCGAGCGCGCUGCAGAUGAAACACUCCAGCCUGGAGCACACGCGGAAGCGCGUGAUAGAUCCACGGAGGAGGCAAGCUGCACUCUCAUUCCUCAGCAACAUCUCUCUGGACGGACGACCCGUGCAGGACGACGGGGAUCAGCAGACGGACCAGGAUGACAGCUCGGUUUUGGAGACGAGGACUAGACAGAGCCUGGUUUCUGCAGUGGGCCAGCAGCAGCACGCAUUGGCCGCAGCAGCGAACCAGGCUCUCAGCAGUGCCCGUACUGCGGGCUUUAUGGUUGGGAUCACGGGUCUCAGUUCGACCGCCGCUGCUGCUCCUCCUCCAGCGUGCAGUGCUGAUGUGGAGGGGGACGCAUGCAGUGCUCAGGUCAUCCAGUCUGUGCUCCCCUUCAGCUCCCCUUUUUCUGCAGUGCCACCGGCUACAAGAGGGAGACUCCAGACAUACACUCAGGGAAUCCUGCCUGUUUCUUACUCCAGGCAGUCCGGCCAGAACUACUGCUGUUUGGAGGGGGGGCAGAUAGCCAACUCUGCCCUGGAGCUCCAGAGAUCCAGACGGAGACUGAUAUCCCAGCGGUCUUCGCUGGAAACUCUGGAGGAUAUUGAGGAAAAUGCUCCACUACGCAGAUGCCGAACUUUAUCUGGUUCACCCCGACCAAAGAGUUUCAAAAAGAUCCACUUUAUCAAAAACAUAAGGCAACAUGAUAUGCGCAAUGGAAGGAUAGUCCUUAUCAGUGGCAGAAGAUCCUUCUAUAGUGUUUUUUCUGUCCUGCCCUAUCGAGAUUGUAGCCAAACAGGGCAGAGCUCUGAGGUGUUUUCUUGCCCCGGCAGGGAUGUGAAGGCAGAAAGCGGACGCCAGCGACACCCAUCAGGAGGCAUGAGUGCCAAGGAGAUGGUGAUCGGCCUAGAGGGUGUUGAAUUGGGUGCAGAUGGCAAGACUGUUUCAUACACACAGUUCCUUUAUCCAACCAAUGUCCUGGGUCGUCGAAACACCAUCGACUCCACCUCGUCGUUCUCACAGUCCCGUAAUGCCAGUCACCGAAGCCUCAUUUUGGCACGUGCCAACAGUACCCAGAGUAGCCUUGAUACAGGGAAUGAAUUGGGAGAUUUCAGGGAGUACGACCCAAAUCUUCUGGAUGACCCACAAUGGCCAUGUGGGAAGCACAAAAGAGUGCUUAUCUUUCCCUCAUACAUGACCACAGUCAUUGAGUACGUCAAGCCAUCUGACCUUAAGAAGGACAUGAAUGAGACCUUUAAGGAAAAGUUCCCUCACAUUCGUCUUACGCUGAGCAAGAUAAGGAGUCUGAAACGGGAGAUCCGUAAACUAGCUCAGGGGGAAUGUGGAUACGAGGAGUCCACGGUGGCCAUGGCUUUCGUUUACUUCGAGAAGCUGGUGCUGCAGGGUAAACUCCACAAACAGAACCGAAAACUCUGCGCCGGAGCCUGCGUCCUGCUGGCGGCCAAGAUCAGCGGAGACUUGAAGAAACACGAAGUCAAGAUUCUCAUUGAUAAACUGGAGGAGAGGUUUCGGGUGAACCGACGUGAGCUGAUCGCCUUUGAGUUCCCCGUUCUGGUGGCCCUGGAGUUCAACCUGCACCUCCCAGAGCACGAGGUCAUGCCCCAUUAUAGACGCCUCCUGCAAAACUCCUAGCGACAGCCCUCCAUCAGGGGAAUCCUCCUCUCCUGAUUUUUCCAUCCCAAGAUCUCCUCCGCCCUAUGCACGUCGCCAACGUUCACAAUCGUAUGCAGAUGUUGGAAUGAAGACACUCACAAGACAUCUAUUUAGCCAAAGUGACAACUUUAUAUUGAAAGUUCACCAAGUUCAUUUGAGAUGUUUGAUUACAGGGUUGUUAUGUCAUAUGCCCACAUGGCAUACAAAAAUGGUGUUUUUCCGAAAUGUAAAAAGGAGUGUUUUAGAAAGCUCUUCACGUUGACCUUUACCUAUAGAUACUUGAUAGAGACCACAGAUGUCAGCUUCCAAAAAAUGUGACUUCUAAAGAUGUAGGGUUACAUAUUUAUAGUUGUAUGGAAACAGCUGUGUAGCUGCUUUAGAUUAUUUAAAAAUCUUUUUACACCAGUUUGGAAAGAGGGAGAAAACAUUUCAUGUCAUUCACAAAACUGGCCAUUUUUAUUCAGAAAUAUUUUAGUCUGUUUGAGUUUGCAUUCUUUCCAUUGAGUACAGUAUUCCUGUAUUUUCCUGAUCGCACCGUAAGACACUUUUUCAAGUCGCACUGCACUUGAUCUCUUGAUUGAAAGCCUUAAAAAAAAAGAGUCAAAUGAUCCCUUUCUUUUAUGUACUACAAGUGCACUUUUGGGUAUGUCAGACCUGGACGGCACCUACAGAAGCUUUAGGUGGAGCGGUCUUCAUCUCAUUCCUUUAUUUACAUUAAUUUUAACCAGCAUUCCACCAAGCGAAAACGUGUUGUAGAUGGUGACAGCAGCAUCUUGGGUGGGAAUUUAUACAGUUUCUUAAGGGGCACAUUUACGUUGCCCUUAUGUUUUUCUACUCUUGUAGUGGUGUGGCUUGCUGCACUCAUGGUUCAUGUGUUGGUGCUCUACGUUAGAGUGAUUUCUGAGCACAUUUAUAGUGCUGCCCUAGAUGAAGCAACACCAGGUCAUACCGCUGAAUAUCAACUUUAACUGUGUUGCCUAAUAUGCUAUGGUGUUGAUUAAUGCAUGCACACCAAAGCAGUGUUAAGAACUACGUCAAAUUUGCUUUUGACUUCUUGAAAAUUUGUUUGGUUUGAUGAUUAUUUCGAAUCCGUUUUGUUUGACUUUUGUAUCACGGUUGGUGGUACUGAUUUUUGUUUAAGCUGGAUUUGUCUGUGUUACUACAUUCAUCUGUUUGUCUUGAAGUAUGUGUAGUGUGUUAUGUUCACUAUGCACUACUCAGUUCCAUGAAUCAGUUACGAACAACAGUUCAAUAUAAACCACUUCUGGGUUACUUAAUGGCAAAAGUAAAUACAUUUGCAUUUUACCUGCAUUAUAGGAUGAAUAUUGCCUAGAAUGUAACAGAAGUUAUUGCGAAUAAGAUUUGGCCUUUGAAAUGCACUUUAGGAUUUGUAAGCAAGUAACUGGGAUGCCCGAAACCGAUGAAACGUUUGUAACAUGCAGAAACAUAUAUAUGUAAAUAUGCUGCUUUGCUUGUUCAAUUAUAAAGCAAAAUUUUGA